Echinops telfairi (small Madagascar hedgehog) is the source of this 19300-nucleotide messenger RNA. RefSeq names its product FAT atypical cadherin 3 (gene FAT3). NCBI's taxonomy places the organism in Eukaryota, Metazoa, Chordata, Mammalia, Afrosoricida, Tenrecidae. Gene Ontology annotation, molecular function: cadherin binding; calcium ion binding. The record is from RefSeq and is a predicted model, not a curated record. Gene Ontology annotation, cellular component: plasma membrane; adherens junction; catenin complex. The transcript is spliced from 28 exons. Gene Ontology annotation, biological process: multicellular organism development; calcium-dependent cell-cell adhesion; cell-cell junction assembly. The coding region runs from base 93 to 13856 and encodes 4587 amino acids.
GGCACUUAAUUGGGGAAGAUGGACUUGCUGACCCCAGAAGUGGAGCCGAGUGUCUGCAGGCUCAGGCUGACUGGAGAUGGAAGUAUGAUGUGAUGGAUAGAAUUAUGGGAUACUGUGUGGGCACACGGCCACCUCCUCCGUGCCUCAUCCUCCUGCUUGUCAAACUCUUGGCCACCUUCUCCCAGGGGUUGCCAAGGACCGGGCCCCUGGGCUUCCACUUCACACAUUCCGUCUAUAAUGCUACUGUGUAUGAGAAUUCUGCAGCAAGGACCUAUGUCAACAGCCAGAGCAGAAUGGGCAUCACCCUGAUAGACCUGUCCUGGGAUAUCAAGUACAGAAUCGUCUCCGGAGAUGAAGAAGGCUUUUUCAAAGCAGAGGAAGUCAUCAUUGCGGACUUUUGUUUCCUCCGAAUAAGGACCAAAGGGGGCAAUUCCGCCAUCUUGAACAGGGAGAUACAGGACAAUUAUUUAUUGAUAGUGAAAGGUUCUGUCAGAGGGGAAGAUUUAGAAGCAUGGACCAAAGUGAAUAUACAGGUUUUAGAUAUGAAUGACUUGAGACCUUUGUUUUCACCCACAACAUACUCUGUUACAAUCGCAGAAAGCACACCUUUAAGGACUAGCGUCGCCCAGGUGACAGCCACAGAUGCAGACAUCGGUUCCAACGGAGAAUUUUACUACUACUUUAAGAACAAAGUUGAUCUCUUUUCCGUUCACCCCACGAGUGGUAUUAUCUCUUUAAGCGGACGCUUGAAUUAUGAUGAAAAGAAUAGGUAUGAUCUGGAAAUUUUGGCUGUGGACCGUGGGAUGAAACUCUAUGGAAACAAUGGAGUGAGCAGUACUGCCAAGCUUUAUGUUCACAUUGAACGGAUAAAUGAACACGCCCCAACUCUCCAUGUAGUCACUCACGUCCCCUUCUCAUUGGACAAGGAGCCCACUUAUGCUGUAGUGACCGUCGAUGACCUAGAUGAGGGGGCCAAUGGAGAGAUUGACUCUGUUUCCAUUGUGGCCGGGGAUCCUCUCGAUCAGUUUCUCCUGGCUAAGGAAGGAAAGUGGCUGAACGAGUACAAGAUUAAGGAGAGAAAACAGGUUGACUGGCCAAGCUUCCCCUAUGGCUGCAAUCUCACUCUUCAAGCAAAGGACAAGGGGUCACCGCAGAAGUUUUCGGAAGUCAAGAUCGUCCACAUUGCCAACCCCAAAAGAGACAUUGUCCCCCUGAGAUUUGAAAAAGACGUGUAUGAUGUGAGCAUCAGUGAAUUUUCCCCUCCUGGUGUGGUGGUGGCUAUAGUCAAAUUAAAUCCCGAACCGCUAGAUGUGGAAUACAAACUGACUCCUGGUGAGGAUGCAGAGUAUUUUAAAAUUAACCCUCGGUCUGGUCUAAUUGUCACAGCACAGCCACUGAAUACCAUUAGGAAGGAGGUUUAUAGACUGGGGGUGUCAAACAAGGAAGGGGAUUUAAAAGCACAAGUUACCAUUGGCAUAGAAGAUGCAAAUGACCACACCCCCGAAUUCCAGCAUCCAGUCUAUGAGGCUUUUGUGAAUGAAAGUGUCCCUGUGGGAACCAGCAUUCUGACAGUUUCUGCUUCUGAUAAGGAUAAAGGAGAAAAUGGAUACAUCACCUAUAGUAUCGCCAGCCUGAAUUUGUUACCUUUUGCCAUUAACCAGUUUACUGGUGUUAUUAGCACAACUGAUGAAUUGGAUUUUGAAUCCUCUCCAGAGAAUUACAGGUUUAUCGUGAGAGCCUCUGACUGGGGUUCACCCUACCGCCACGAAAGUGAGGUCAAUGUGACUAUCCGGGUAGGAAAUGUCAAUGACAACAGCCCUCUCUUUGAGAAAGUUGCUUGCCAGGGAGUUAUUUCCUAUGACUUCCCGGUUGGGGGUCACAUCACAGCUGUCUCGGCAAUCGAUAUUGAUGAACUUGAACUUGUGAAGUACAAAAUCCUCUCUGGAAAUGAGCUUGGUUUCUUUUAUUUAAACCCAGAUUCUGGUGUUUUACAACUGAAAAAGUCACUGAUGAAUUCGGGCAUUAAAAACAGUAAUUUUGGCCUCCAGAUUACUGCCACGGACGGGGAGCAUUUUGCAGACCCCAUGUCUGUUAACAUUUCCAUCCUGCAUGGGAAGGUGUCUUCCAAGAGUUUCAGUUGCAGAGAAACACGUGUGGCUCAAAAGCUGGCGGAGAAACUGCUCAUCAAAGCAAAAGCAAACGGGAGACUGAAUCUGGAAGAUGGGUUUCUUGACUUUUAUUCCAUUAAUAGGCAAGGACCACAUUUUGACAAGUCUUUUCCUUCUGAUGUGGCUGUGAAGGAGGACCUACCAGUUGGUGCUAACAUCCUGAAAAUUAAAGCCUAUGACGCGGACUCUGGCUUCAAUGGGAAGGUGCUCUUUACCAUAGCUGAUGGAAAUACAGACAGCUGCUUUAAUAUUGAUAUGGAGUCCGGGCAGCUUAAAGUCCUUAUGCCCAUGGAUCGAGAACAAACAGACCUCUAUCUCCUUAAUAUCACCAUCUAUGACUUAGGUAACCCGCAAAAGUCUUCAUGGAGGUUGCUGACUAUCAAUGUGGAGGAUGCCAAUGACAAUCAUCCAAUUUUUCUUCAAGACAGUUACUCGGUUAACAUUCUUGAAAGUUCAAGCCUUGGUACUGAGAUUAUUCAAGUGGAAGCCAGCGACAAAGACUUGGGUUCCAACGGUGAGGUGACUUACUCAGUCUUGACCGAUACCAAGCAAUUUGGCAUCAAUAGCUCAACGGGAAUUGUUUAUGUAGCUGACCAACUGGACCGAGAAUCUAAAUCAAAUUACUCUUUGAAAAUAGAAGCCAGGGACAAGUCAGACAGCAGUCAGCAAUUGUUUUCGGUUGUCACUCUCAAAGUGUUCUUGGAUGAUGUCAACGACUGCUCCCCAGCCUUCAUUCCCAGUAGUUACAAUGUGAAAAUCCUGGAGGAUCUCCCCAUUGGCACUGUCAUUGCUUGGCUGGAGACCCAUGAUCCAGACCUUGGAUUGGGAGGCCAAGUGCGCUACUCUUUAGUCAAUGAUUAUAACGGGAGAUUUGAAAUCGAUAAAGCGAGUGGUGCCAUCCGGUUGAGUAAAGAACUUGACUACGAAAAACAGCAGUUCUAUAACCUCACUGUCCGGGCCAAAGACAAAGGGCGCCCUGUUUCCCUGUCGUCCGUUUCCUUUGUUGAGGUGGAAGUGGUGGAUGUCAACGAGAACCUGCAUACCCCUUACUUCCCAGACUUUGCUGUUGUUGGAUCUGUAAAAGAAAACUCACGCAUCGGAACAAGUGUGCUGCAGGUGACCGCUCGAGAUGAGGACUCGGGCAGGGAUGGCGAGAUCCAGUACUCCAUCAGGGAUGGCAGUGGUCUUGGAAGGUUUAAUAUAGACGACGAGAGCGGGGUCGUCACAACUGCAGACGUUCUGGAUCGAGAGACAACGGGCUCGUACUGGCUGACAGUGUAUGCCACAGAUCGGGGUGUUGUUCCGCUCUAUUCCACUAUUGAGGUCUACAUUGAAAUUGAAGAUGUGAACGAUAAUGCCCCACUGACCUCGGAGCCGAUUUAUUAUCCUGUUGUCAUGGAAAACUCUCCAAAGGACGUGUCUGUCAUUCAGAUCCAGGCGGAGGAUCCUGACUCGAGUUCCAACGAAAAGCUGACGUACAGGAUUACGAGUGGGAACCCUCAGAAUUUUUUUGCCAUCAACAUCAAAACAGGUCUGAUUACAACCACGUCGAGGAAAUUGGACCGAGAGCAGCAGGCAGAACACUUUCUGGAGGUGACGGUGACAGAUGGUGGCUCUUCCCCGAAACAGUCGACAAUUUGGGUGGUGGUUCAGGUUCUUGAUGAAAAUGACAACAAGCCUCAGUUCCCAGAGAAGGUCUAUCAGAUCAAGCUGCCGGAGCGUGACCGGAAGAAGAGAGGAGAACCCAUUUAUAGGGCAUUUGCAUUUGACAGAGAUGAGGGUCCCAAUGCGGAAAUCUCCUACAGCAUCGUGGAUGGGAAUGAUGAUGGGAAGUUCUUUAUUGACCCCAAAACCGGCUUGGUUUCCUCCAGGAAGCAAUUUUCCGCAGGGAGUUAUGACAUCCUGACGAUAAAGGCGGUGGACAAUGGGCGCCCACAGAAAUCCUCCACUGCCCGCCUGCACAUUGAGUGGAUUAAGAAGCCACCCCCUUCACCCACCCCGUUGACCUUCGACGAGCCGUUUUAUAACUUCACCGUCAUGGAAAGCGAUAGAGUAACUGAGAUUGUAGGGGUGGUAUCUGUACAGCCAGCUAACACCCCUCUGUGGUUUGACAUCGUGGGGGGGAAUUUUGACAGCUCUUUUGACGCGGAGAAGGGCAUCGGGACUAUUGUGAUAGCCAAACCUUUGGAUGCUGAGCAGAGGUCUAUCUAUAACAUGAGUGUGGAAGUCACCGAUGGGACACAUGUUGCGGUCACUCAGGUAUUCAUCAAAGUGCUGGAUAAUAAUGAUAAUGGCCCAGAAUUCUCUCAGCCAAAUUACGAUGUGACAAUUUCCGAGGAUGUGCUUCCAGAUACAGAGAUAUUGCAGAUUGAAGCCACAGAUAGAGAUGAGAAGCACAAGCUGAGCUACACUGUCCACAGUAGCAUUGACUCCAUCAGCAUGAGGAAAUUCCGGAUCGACCCCAACACUGGUGUCCUGUACACCACCGAGCGGCUGGACCAUGAAGCCCAAGACAAGCAUAUCCUCAACAUCAUGGUCAGAGAUCAGGAGUUUCCUUAUCGAAGGAACUUGGCCCGUGUCAUUGUGAAUGUGGAAGAUGCCAAUGACCACAGCCCUUAUUUUACCAACCCACUGUAUGAAGCCUCCGUGUUUGAAUCGGCUGCUUUGGGAUCCGCUGUUCUGCAGGUGACGGCACUGGACAAAGACAAGGGGGAAAACGCAGAGCUCAUAUAUACCAUAGAAGCAGGGAACACUAGAAACACAUUUAAGAUUGAACCCAUCCUGGGCAUUAUCACUGUUUCCAAAGAACCAGACAUGACUACAAUGAGUCAGUUUGUCCUGUCAGUGAAAGUCACAGACCAGGGUUCGCCACCAAUGUCUGCCACUGCCAUCGUACGGAUUUCUGUCACCAUGUCUGAUAAUUCUCACCCCAAGUUCACACACAAAGACUACCAAGCAGAAGUAAAUGAAAAUGUUGACAUUGGAACAUCAGUCGUUCUCAUCUCGGCCAUCAGCCAAUCUACCCUCAUUUAUGAAGUCAAAGAUGGCAACCCUGAUGGGAUAUUCACCAUCAAUCCAUACUCUGGCGUUGUCACUACUCAGAAGGCACUGGACUACGAACGCAUUUCCUUUUACCAGCUCAUCGUGCAGGCCACGAACAUGGCAGGGAUGGCUUCUAAUGCCACCGUCAAUGUUCAGAUUGUUGAUGAAAACGAUAACGCCCCAGUGUUUCUCUUUUCACAAUACUCAGGCAGCCUAAGUGAGGCUGCCCCAGUCAAUAGCAUUGUCAGGAGUGCAGACAACAGCCCUCUGGUGAUUCGAGCCACCGAUGCGGACAGCAACCGGAAUGCUUUGCUGGUGUAUCAGAUUGUGGAGUCCACAGCCAAGAAGUUCUUCACGGUGGACUCCAGUACAGGCGCCAUCAGGACAAUCGCCAAUCUGGAUCAUGAAACCAUUGCCCAUUUCCAUUUUCAUGUACAUGUACGGGACAGCGGUAGCCCCCAGCUGACUGCAGAGAGUCCCGUUGAAGUUAACAUUGAGGUGACAGAUGUGAAUGAUAACCCACCUGUGUUCACACAGACUGUGUUCGAGACUGUCUUACUUCUGCCUACCUACGUGGGAGUGGAAGUUCUGAAAGUCAGCGCCACCGACCCGGACUCCGAGGUGCCUCCAGAACUGACUUACAGCCUAAAGGAAGGCAGCUUGGAACAUUUCUUAAUGGACUCAAACAGUGGUGUGCUCACCAUAAACAACAACAACCUCUCCAAAGAUCACUACAUGCUGAUCGUUACAGUGUCGGAUGGAAAGUUCCAGAGUACAGCCAUGGUCACCAUCAUGGUGAAGGAAGCCAUGGACAGUGGCCUCCACUUUACGCAAAAUGUUUACUCCACUUCAAUCUCAGAGAACAGCACUAAUAUAACCAAAGUUGCCAUUGUCAAUGCAGUUGGAAAUCGCCUUAAUGAACCCUUAAAAUAUAGUAUCUUGAACCCAGGAAAUAAAUUCAAGAUAAAAUCUACCUCAGGGGUCAUUCAGACCACCGGAGUCCCCUUUGACCGUGAAGAGCAAGAGUUAUAUGAGCUAGUGGUGGAAGCCAGUCGUGAGCUAGACCACCUGCGUGUGGCUAGGGUGGUGGUCAGGGUUAACAUUGAAGACAUAAAUGACAAUGCUCCGGUCUUCGUGGGUCUCCCUUACUAUGCUGCUGUGCAAGUUGAUGCUGAGCCUGGGACUCUGAUUUACCAGGUGACAGCCAUUGACAAAGAUAAAGGUGCAAACGGGGAAGUGACCUACGUCUUACAGGAUGACUAUGGCCACUUUGAAAUCAAUCCUAAUUCAGGGAAUGUUGUUUUAAAGGAAGCAUUCAACUCUGAUUUGUCCAACAUUGAGUAUGGAGUCACCAUCCUAGCCAGAGAUGGUGGGAAGCCCUCUUUGUCUGCAUCUGUGGAACUUCCCAUAACUAUCGUCAACAAAGCAAUGCCUGUGUUUGAUAAGCCCUUUUAUACCGCAUCCGUCAACGAAGACAUCAGAAUGGACACCCCCAUUCUAAGCAUCAAUGCCACCAGCCCAGAAGGUCAAGGAAUCAUUUAUAUCAUUAUUGAUGGGGAUCCUUACCAACAAUUUCAUAUUGACUUUGAUACUGGAGUCCUGAAAGUUAUUAGCCCUUUGGAUUAUGAAAUUACAUCUGCUUACAAGUUGACAGUAAGAGCCAGCGAUGCCCUUACUGGUGCCAGAGCUGAAGUUACUGUUGAUUUGCUGGUUAAUGAUGUAAAUGACAACCCCCCUAUCUUUGAUCAACCCAUAUACAAUACAACAUUGUCAGAGGCUUCCCUCAUUGGGACACCUGUUUUACAAGUUGUCUCGAGUGACGCAGACUCAGAAAAUAAUAAGCUGGUUCACUAUCAGAUUGUCCAGGACUCUGACAACAGCACUGAGUAUUUUCACAUAGACAGUGCAAGUGGCCUGAUCCUGACCGCUCGUCUGCUGGACCAUGAGUUAGUACAACACUGCACGCUGAAAGUCAGAGCGGCAGAUAGUAGCUUCCCGUCACUGAGCAGUGAGGUCCUGGUUCAUAUCUACAUCUCCGACGUCAAUGACAACCCCCCUAUUUUUAAUCAGCUCAUUUAUGAGUCAUAUGUGAGUGAACUAGCCCCCCGGGGCCACUUUGUGACCUGUGUGCAAGCCUCGGAUGCAGACAGCUCUGAUUUUGACCGGUUGGAAUAUAGCAUUCUCUCUGGGAAUGACCGGACAAGCUUCCUAAUGGACAGCAAGACUGGAGUCAUCACCCUGUCCAACCACCGGAAGCAGCGGAUGGAGCCUCGGUACAGUCUGAAUGUGUCCGUCUCGGAUGGGCUGUUCACCAGCACCGCACAGGUGCAUAUCAGGGUACUUGGGGCCAAUUUAUACAGCCCUGCUUUUUCACAGAGCACAUACGUGGCUGAGGUGAGGGAGAAUGCAGCUGUUGGGACAAAAGUAAUUCAGGUUCGAGCCACCGACGGGGAUCCCGGGACCUAUGGACAGAUCAGCUACACCAUCAUCAAUGACUUCGCCAAGGACCGCUUCCUCAUAGACAGCAAUGGGCAGGUCAUCACCACAGAGAGGCUGGACAGGGAGAACCCUUCGGAAGGAGACAUCAGCAUUUUCUUGAGGGCUCUUGACGGCGGAGGAAGAACCACCUUCUGUACUGUGAGGGUGAUCGUUGCGGAUGAAAAUGACAACGCUCCCCAGUUCCUGACUGUGGAAUAUAGAGCCAGUGUCCGGGCAGAUGUUGGGAGAGGCCAUCUGGUCACCCAGGUUCAAGCCAUGGAUCCCGAUGAUGGAGCCAAUUCAAGAAUCACUUACUCUUUGUAUAGUGAGGCCUCCGUCUCCGUGGCUGACCUCCUGGAGAUCGACCCCGACAAUGGCUGGAUGGUCACGAAGGGCAACUUUAACCUGCUGAAAAACACCGUGCUCUCGUUCUUCGUCAAAGCCGUGGACGGGGGCAUUCCAGUAAAGCACUCCCUCAUUCCUGUUUAUAUCCACGUCUUGCCUCCUGAGACGUUCCUGCCUUCCUUCACCCAGUCUCAGUAUUCCUUUGCCAUUGCAGAGGACACCGCCAUUGGCAGCACGGUGGACACUCUGCGGAUCCUGCCCAGUCAGACUGUCCAGUUUAGCACAGUUAAUGGGGAACGGCCAGAGAACAACAAAGGGGGGGUCUUCAUCAUAGAACAGGAGACAGGCACUAUCAAGCUUGACAAGCGCCUGGAUCAUGAACUCAGCCCUGCGUUCCACUUUAAAAUAGCAGCCACCGUCCCACUGGACAAGGUCGACAUUGUGUUUACUGUGGAUGUAGAUAUCAAGGUCUUGGAUUUGAAUGACAACAAGCCAGUUUUUGAAACGGCAAGCUACGAGACCAUCAUCAUGGAAGGGAUGCCUGUGGGUACCAAACUCACGCAGGUGAGAGCUCUCGAUGUGGACUGGGGAGCCAAUGGACAGGUCACUUACUCCCUCCACUCUGAGUCCCAGCCUGAGAAGGUCAUGGAAGCAUUCAAUAUUGACAGCAACACAGGAUGGAUCAGCACCUUGAAAGACCUGGAUCAUGAGACCGAUUCCACAUUCACCUUCUCUGUGGUAGCCUCCGACCUUGGAGAAGCCUUCUCCCUUUCUUCCACGGCGUUGGUCUCUGUCAGGGUGACAGAUAUAAAUGACAAUGCCCCCGUCUUUGCCCACGAGGUGUACCGAGGGAACGUGAAGGAGAGCGAUCCCCCGGGGGAAGUAGUAGCCGUCCUUAGCACAUGGGACCGAGAUACUUCUGACAUUAAUCGACAAGUGAGCUACCAUAUUACAGGAGGGAACCCCAGAGGAAGGUUUGCCCUGGGCCUGGUGCAGAAUGAGUGGAAGGUCUACGUGAAGAGACCGCUCGACAGAGAAGAACAAGACAUGUACUUCCUCAAUAUCACUGCCACGGAUGGGCUCUUUGUCACCCAGGCCCUGGUGGAAGUAGCAGUCAGUGAUGUGAAUGACAAUCGCCCAGUCUGUGAUCAGGUUGCAUAUACAGCACUAAUUCCCGAAGACAUUCCAUCAAAUAAAAUUAUCCUGAAAGUCAGUGCCAAGGAUGCCGAUAUUGGAUCUAAUGGAGAUGUCCGAUACUCACUGUAUGGAUCUGGAAAUGAUGAAUUUUUCCUAGAUCCAGAAAGUGGGGAGUUAAAAACGUUGGCUCUGCUGGACCGAGAGCGGGUCCCUGUGUACAGCCUGAUUGCCAGGGCCACAGAUGGAGGUGGCAGGUUCUGCCAGUCCGACAUACGCCUGAUCCUGGAGGACGUGAAUGAUAAUCCCCCAGUCUUUUCUUCGGACCAUUAUAACGCCUGUGUGUUUGAGAAUACUGCCACCAAGGCUCUGUUAACCAGAGUUCAAGCCGUCGAUCCUGAUGUCGGCAUCAACAGGAAGGUGGUGUACUCCUUGGCAGACUCAGCCGGUGGGUUCUUCUCGGUGGACAGCUCAUCGGGCAUCAUUAUCCUGGAGCAGCCACUGGACCGGGAGCUGCAGUCUUCCUACAACAUCAGCGUGCGGGCCAGUGACCAGAGCCCCGGGCAGGCCCUGUCCUCUCUGGCCACUGUCACCAUCACCGUCCUGGACAUUAACGACAACCCCCCUGUGUUUGAGAGGCGAGACUACCUGGUCACAGUGCCCGAGGACACCUCCCUUGGCACGCAAGUCCUGGCUGUGUUUGCCACGAGCAAAGACAUUGGAACAAAUGCUGAGAUCACGUAUCUCAUCCGAUCUGGAAAUGAACAAGGGAAAUUUAGAAUCAACCCAAAGACAGGGGGGAUUUCUGUCUCAGAAGUCCUGGACUAUGAAUUAUGCAAAAGGUUUUACCUGGUGGUGGAAGCCAAGGAUGGGGGCACCCCGGCCCUCAGUGCAGUGGCCACAGUCAGCAUCAACCUCACGGAUGUGAAUGACAACCCUCCCAGGUUCAGCCAGGACAUUUACAGCGCGGUCAUCAGUGAGGGCGCCAUGAUCGGGGACUCUGUUAUUUUGCUAAUAGCAGAGGAUGUGGACAGCCAGCCCAAUGGGCAGAUUCGCUUUUCCAUUGUGAAUGGAGAUCAAGACAACGAAUUCGCCGUAGAGCCUGUCUUGGGACUUGUUAGGGUUAAGAAGAAACUGGACCGAGAACGGGUCUCUGGAUACUCCCUGAUUGUCCAGGCAGUGGACAGUGGCAUUCCUGCCAUGUCAUCAACUGCAACUGUCAACAUAGAUAUUUCUGAUGUGAACGACAACAGCCCUGUCUUCACACCUGCUAACUAUACUGCUGUGAUUCAGGAAAACAAGCCAGUGGGCACCAGCAUUUUGCAGCUGGUGGUGACAGACAGGGACUCCUUUCACAAUGGGCCUCCCUUCUCAUUCUCUAUUUUGGCGGGAAAUGAAGAGGAGGCGUUCCUGUUGGACCCACACGGGAUCCUGAGGUCGGCGGUGGUGUUCCGGCACACCGAGUCCCUGGAAUACGUGCUCUGUGUCCAGGCGAAGGACUCGGGUAACCCCCAGCAAGUGUCCCACUCCUACAUCCGUGUGCGGGUCAUCGAGGAAAGCGUCCACAAGCCGACAGCCAUCCCCUUGGAAAUCUUCAUUGUCACCAUGGAGGACGACUUUCCGGGCGGGGUCAUUGGCAAGAUCCAUGCCACAGAUCAAGACGUGUACGACGUGCUCACGUUUGCGCUGAAAUCAGAGCAGAAGAGCCUGUUCAAAGUGAACAGCCACGAUGGGAAGAUCAUUGCCCUGGGGGGCCUGGACAGCGGCAAGUACGUCCUGAACGUCUCGGUGAGUGACGGCCGCUUCCAGGUGCCCAUCGACGUGGUGGUGCACGUGGAGCAGCUGGUGCAUGCCAUGCUGCAGAACACCGUCACCCUCCGCUUCGAGAAUGUGUCCCCCGAGGACUUCGUGGGGCUGCACAUGCUGGGCUUCCGGCGCACGCUGCGGAACGCAGUGCUCUCCCAGAAGCAGGACAGCCUGCACAUCAUCAGCAUCCAGCCCGUGGCAGGCACCAACCAGCUGGACAUGCUGUUCGCCGUGGAAAUGCACAGCCGUGAGUUCUACAAGCCAGCCUACCUGAUCCAGAAGCUGUCCAAUGCCCGCAGGCACCUGGAGAACGUCAUGCGCAUCUCCGCCAUCCUAGAGAAGAACUGCUCAGGGCUUGACUGUCAGGAGCAACACUGCGAGCAAAGCUUGUCUCUGGAUUCCCACGCGCUCAUGACCUACAGCACGGCGCGCAUCAGCUUCGUGUGCCCGCGUUUCUAUCACAACGUGCGCUGCACCUGCAACGGAGGACUGUGCCCGGGGUCCAACGACCCCUGUGUGGAGAAGCCGUGCCCGGGGGACAUGCAGUGUGUUGGUUAUGAAGCCAGCCGGAGACCUUUCCUCUGCCAGUGUCCGCCGGGGAAGCUUGGAGAGUGCUCAGGGCACACUUCUCUCAGCUUUGCUGGAAACAGUUACAUCAAAUACCGGCUGUCUGAAAACAGCAAAGAAGAGGACUUUAAGCUGGCUCUGCGUCUGCGAACGCUGCAAAGCAAUGGGAUUAUAAUGUACACCCGAGCAAAUCCCUGCAUCAUUCUGAAGAUUGUGGACGGCAAGCUGUGGUUCCAGCUGGACUGCGGCAGCGGCCCGGGCAUCCUGGGCAUCUCGGGCCGGGCGGUCAACGACGGGAGCUGGCACUCGGUCUUCCUGGAGCUCAACCGCAACUUCACGAGCCUGUCCCUGGAUGACAGCUACGUGGAGCGGCGCAGGGCCCCCCUCUACUUCCAGACGCUGAGCGCCGAGAGCACCAUCUACUUUGGGGCCCUGGUGCAGGCCGACAACAUCCGCAGCCUGACAGACACGCGGGUCACGCAGGUGCUGAGUGGCUUCCAGGGCUGCCUGGACUCGGUGGUGCUGAACGCCCACGAGCUGCCGCUGCAGAACAAGCGCAGCAGCUUCGCCGAGGUGGUGGGCCUGACCGAGCUGAAGCUGGGCUGCGUGCUCUACCCGGACGCCUGCGCGCGCGCCCCGUGCCAGCACGGGGGCAGCUGCACCGGCCUGNUUUCCCCAGGCUAUCAGUGUUCCUGUCUCUCACAGUUCACCGGGAGAAACUGUGAAUCCGAGAUUACAGCCUGCUUCCCUAACCCCUGCCGGAAUGGAGGAUCCUGUGACCCAAUUGGGAACGCUUUCAUCUGCAAUUGUAAAGAUGGGCUCACGGGAGUCACGUGUGAGGAGGACAUCAACGAGUGCGAGCGAGAGGAGUGCGAGAACGGAGGUGCCUGCGUCAACCUGUUUGGCUCCUUCCUUUGCAACUGCACGCCCGGCUACGUGGGCCAGUACUGCGGGCUGCGCCCCGUGGUGGUGCCCGACAUCCAGGCGGGCCACUCCUACGUGGGCAAGGAGGAGCUGAUCGGCAUCGCCGUGGUCCUCUUCGUCAUCUUCAUCUUGAUCAUCCUCUUCAUCGUCUUCCGCAAGAAGGUCUUCCGGAAGAACUACUCCCGCAACAACAUCACGCUGGUGCAGGACCCCGCCACGGCCGCCCUGCUCAACAAGAGCAAUGGCAUCCCCUUCCGGAACCUGCGGGGUGAUGGGCGCAAUGUCUACCAGGAGGUGGGGCCGCCGCAGGUCCCCGUGCGCCCCAUGGCCUACACGCCCUGCUUCCAGAGCGACUCCAGGAGCAACCUGGAUAAGAUUGUGGAUGGGCUGGGGGGCGAGCACCAGGAGAUGACCACCUUCCACCCGGAGUCCCCCCGCAUCCUGACUGCCAGGCGGGGUGUGGUCGUGUGCAGCGUGGCCCCCAACCUGCCAGCAGUGUCCCCCUGCCGGUCGGACUGCGAUUCCAUCCGGAAGAACGGCUGGGAUGCAGGAACUGACAACAAAGGGGUUGACGACUCCGGAGAAGUAACCUGCUUCGCGGGCAGUAAUAAAGGCAGCAACUCGGAGGUUCAGUCCCUCAGCUCCUUCCAAUCAGAUUCUGGGGAUGACAACGCAUCCAUAGUGACCGUCAUUCAGCUUGUCAACAAUGUAGUUGACAAUAUAGAGAAUGAAGUGUCUGUCAUGGAUCAAGGACAGAACUACAACCGAGCCUAUCACUGGGAUACCUCCGACUGGAUGCCUGGAGCCCGUCUGUCCGACAUAGAGGAAGUGCCCACCCACGAAAACCAGGACGGAGGCUCCGCACAUCAGGGCGGCCCCCGGGAGCUGGAGAGCGAUUACUACCUGGGCGGCUAUGACAUCGACAGCGAAUACCCACCCCCCCAUGAAGAAGAGUUCUUGAGUCAGGACCAGCUGCCCCCUCCCCUGCCGGAGGACUUCGCAGACCAGUACGAGGCGCUGCCGCCCUCGCAGCCUGUCUCGCUGGCUGGCACCCUGAGCCCAGGCUGCAGGCGGCGGCCGCAGUUCCACCCCAGCCAGUACCUCCCUCCCCACUCGUUCCCCAACGAAACGGACUUGGUGGGCCCACCUGCCGGCUGUGAAUUUAGUACUUUUGCUGUGAACUUGAACCAGGGCUCCGAGGCCGCGAGACCGGCAGACGGCGUGUCUUUAUCCUUGCACAAUUCCAGAGGCACCUCGUCCUCGGAUGUGUCGGCCAACUGCGGCUUUGACGAGUCCGAAGUGGCCAUGAGCGACUAUGAGAGCGUAGGGGAGCUCAGCCUGGCCAGCCUCCACAUUCCGUUCAUGGAGACGCAGCACCAGACCCAAGUGUAGGGGACUCAGCGCUGUUUGUCAUCGCAACGUCCAGGGAGAUGGGCUGGGCGUCCGUCUGUCCGCCCGCCCGUCUCAAUGGAGAGGGGGAGUGCUGCAGUCUGGAGCGAGAAGGAAAGAACAGUAUUUUCCGCUAGGAACUUCUUCCCCCGGGACGCUGUCACAAGCCAGCUCGAUUCCAAUUGGGUGGAAAUGAAGGGUUCAGAAAUUGUUUCCAAGGGGUGACUGAGAGCCCUGGCAGUACUUCCCUACCUCCAUGGCAAAGAAGGCACACCAAGCUUUUAGAGGGCAAAAGGUGAUUUCACCCGCUGAGUUACCUGGUGGCUCUUCAGUGGCUUUGUGCAGUACUGUGCCCUGGAAUGGCCUGCAGUAUUCUGAAUGGGCAACAAUCAACGGGGCAUUGUUGCAUGGGAUGUGGGGCGGGGGAGUGGAAAGAGUAGUUAUGAUGGUUGGAAAGCUAGUCUCUUAGGUAAAAGACAAGAGGAACAAAAAUAAAAUAUUAUUAAGCCAACAAGAAAAUGGGCUGAAGCCUUUAAAUUCUAUUUUUUUUAAAUAAGCUGCCCAAUUUUCAGCUAUAAAAUUAGGCUUAGAUGACGUGUUGACUAUGCUCAAUUAUUUCUGUUUGUUUGCUUGUUUCAGCAUCCAAUGUAAUGUACCUGGGUUUUCUCAUCUCUGAGAAAGGUGAGGUAUUUGGAUGCCUUUCUGAGGGCUAGAGAUAAGGAUCGUGUGAUCCGAGCAUUAGAAAGAAUGUGAUUGUCUGGUUUGGGUUCAUUAAAAAUUCCUGAGGACCGCUGCAAUGCGAGCAUUGCAACAGAAAUUGGCCUUUGUUCUGAGACCCAGAAAGUGAAUAGAGAGAGGGAGGGAGAAGGAUGUCUGCUCUCUUAAAUGAAAACUGUUUAGAAGCUGAAGCAGAAUUCACAAAUUCCGAAAAAUACAUAUAUGAUGCUUUGCAAGUUUUUUUCAGGCUGGAUAAUCAUAAUUCUUGAUAAUGCAGGUAAAGGGUGCUUUUUCCUCUAAAUUGUUAGCAUCGUCACUAUAAAUGCAAUUAUGGUUUUAAAAGGAAAGUCGCGUCGUUGUUGUAUAUAAAUGGUAAGAGUGUGUGUGUCUGGGCCUACCUUCGAAGAUGGGCUUGCACUCAAUCGGGCUGCUCUUGAGGAACACUGAGGUGAAGGUUUCAGGACACGGACCAUGUUGCAAACCCUGCCCACGAGGCAGAACUUCCCAUUUCCCUGACCCUCUCUGAGGUCAGAGAAACACCAAAUGCCAUCAUUUUACUCCGGUUUAGUUGGCUUUAUUUUGCUACUACCAUUUAUAGCCACGGGAAACAGAAUUGUGCUUUGUAAAAGCAGUGUUUUGUUAUCAUUUUUCAGAUCUAAACCCAACUGGAAGACUCUGUAAUGUUUCAUUAUUCCCUGGGCCUCUCCUCUCAUUCAGACCUUCAGGUUUGGGCCACGAAUUGCUAAAAUUGAAAGGAGAAUUGUUCCACUGGAAAUAAAGUUACACGAAACUUCAAGCCAGCCGGUUAAGCGAAGGACUGGCCUCCAUUGCUUCCGUCUCCAUGUGGCUGCGGGUGCAGGGGCCAUGGCAAAGGAAUGUAUAUUUGCACUAUUGUUUAAUGAGCAAAUCUGUGUCCACAGUCUCGGAUGGCAUAUGACAUUGGUGUGUAAACCAUAUUGUCCCCAGUCUGCCAAUCAUCCACUCCGACAAGCAUUCACUUAUUUCAACUGCAUCGAAUCCACUGACUUCUCCUUCUAUGUUAGUGCUUCUGAGCCAUUCUUCAGGAAAUUCCCCCCUUUGUUCCCAAGCUUCCUGCGUAAGUGGACCCACCUGACAGGUUUUCAGCCUCUCUCUUCUUCCUGUCUCUUCCUCGAACCACCUCACAGUGGUAUUAGCCACACGGUGGUCUGGAAAUAAAGGGAUUUCACUAAGUCUGCUUUAGAGACGAAAGUCUUGGCUGUAGUUUCUUAUGUAGAAGCACGUUUGCAAGAAUCAUGGGGAAAAGGACAAGCCAAUGCUCUAAAAUAGACUUCUGGUCACACUUUCAAUAAUGCAAUAGCCGAGAAACCAUCCAAGUAAAAGCAACAAUCUACCCCUCACCCCCAGGAACUAUUAGAUCAAGAUUAAUGCGGACCAGUCAUCACUGCUUACACAGCAGCUCCCAGGGGAGAAUGCCUGAGUGAUGCCGCAAUGAAGGAAUAAAUAGAUCCUAAUGCAGCUGUGAACCCACUGAAGGAAACUCGGCCCACCCCUUGCUCUGACCUAGAUAGCAUACCCCUUUCCUCAGAGUAUUUUCCUCCUGAUUUUCUGCAGAGUAGCUAAAAGCAUACCAGACAUGCACAUGUUAUAUUUGGACUCAUUAUCUUUAAACACAUAAUAUCUCUUCACUUUUUUUCUCCCACCCUAGGAAAAUUAGAUUUCCCUAUAAAGUAAGAAAUGGUUUGUCUCCUGGCCAAGAGGGGCUGGGGUGGGGGGUGGGGGUGCACGCGGAUUUGAAGAGCUCAAGAUGAACUGACGUGCUGCUCGCUCAGGAUCCCUAGAAGCAUGCCCAGAGAGGGGAAGGAACUUGACCACCGUUGCACAGGAAGUUAUGUGACCAAACGGGAACGGGAGCCCACUCCUUACAGAAAUAUUAUUUCUGUAUAACAUGCCAGUCACCACUGAACUACCUUGAGCAUGGUAGUCACCUGCUUCUGCUCUAGUCUAGCAGCUAGACGCCUACCAUUCCUGCUUUGGAAUAUGCUAGGAAAGGAGACUCCUGGAGGAUGUUUCCUGGGCAGCCUCACGAACUGAUGGUCCCUGUCAGGCCCAUGGGACAGGUAGAUGUCACAACUUUCUGUAGAAAAACAUGACUUUGGCCAAAUGAUUUUUUUUUAAUGGCGUGAAAUGAUCAUUACAUAACUGAAAUGAUCAUUACAUUUACACCUUGUGCUAAAACGUUGGUUUUCACAUUGCCGAGCGGGUCCAUUUUUGUUUGAGUCUUUGUUUUCCUCCCGCUCAGUCUUCCUUUGGGUCCUUACCCUGCCACCCUAAUGGGCCCUGUGGGCAUUCUUUCAAACCUGUCCUUGUGAAUUAGGUGAAAGUGUACAGAGCAAAUCCACGUUCCAGUCCACAAUCCAUCCCUAUCUUGUUUCCUGCUGCUGAUGGCAAUGCCUAUGAAGAAGUAUCACCUCUCUCACUCCUUCUCCGGAGUUCCUAUCUCCAGACCUCUUCCUUCCCUUCCCCUUCCUGCUUGCUGAGCUUUGUCCUUGGGUGGAUGCUGCCCCCUUGAUGCCAAAUGACUGAUCAUUCUGAGGCAGGGGUAUCUCCCUGGUAUUAUGAUGCACAGUGGAAUCCUCGCUGUGGUUUUUGUGAACCCUGAGCCACGGGGGUGGGUUCAUUUCUAGCCCCGAAGGAUGACUACAGGCCCUGGUCUCUGGGUUCCACCAGUCUCUAUUCAACCAGUAAACGUGGUCGUGUUUGUGAUUUUGAGUCUUGUUCCACAAUUUGCUUCACACGGGAACUGUUUAAGCCAAUCUUUGUGUUUUUGUGUUCCUAACAUAUGCUACCUCCUGGGAGCCAGUUUUUCCAUCACCUGUUGUAGGCACUUUACCUGUAUUGCACACACUCUGGUUAGCUUGAGGAUAUAUCGGUGGAUUGUGGGUCUUUGUCAUAGCGUAAGUAGGAGUCAUAGAGUUGUCAGAGAUGAAUGAAAAUAGUUGCCUGCUUUUGUCCCUUUCCUCCGUUUGGCUGCUAGGUCACUUCCACCCCAGCUUUCAGUGUACCCAUGAAAUGCCAACCUAGAAGACUUGGCAACGUGAGUUGAUCAGAAAGCCACUGUGAAGGGCCAGAAAGGGAACUGAUGACGCAUUCCUGAACAUUACCUUGAACUGCCCUUUGGAAUUCUCAGCACAGCCUGGGGGAAAAAGCAACAUGCAUUCUGUUGACCCCUCUUUCUUCUUUCCAAGCCACCCAACCUGCUGCUCCCACUAAUGCUGUGUCUACACAAUCAAAGUCAGGGAAACUGAGAUGAUUAGGAUGAAUCACUUCCAAGACCCAGAAAACACUUUAGUCUGAAAUCAUUCAGGAAGAUCCAGUGUUUGUUGUGCAUGGAUUGUCGAGCUAAUUGUCUGGCCUCUUCGUCCCGCUGCCCGCUGCUCGUCUUGCUAAGGCGGCCGGGCUCUCAUGCUUCCUGUUUUCCAUUUCACACCGUGGGAGAUGGAGCUAUGAAGAGACGCUUCUUCUGUAUUGUCAUUCUGUGUGGUCUGUAAGAAGGUAGUCCUGUAUUUUCCGCUGGUUUGUGUCCUGCAACUGCACAUUAUUCUGAUGAAAAUCCACAGUCUUCAAACGACUAGCUAUGGAAUUCUGGGGCUUAAAGUCGCCAUUUGUGGGUUUGUCAUCAGUUAAUAUUUAGCCAGCUGGCUAAGAGCCAGGAAAAGAAUGAGAUAUUUCUUUCCUUAUGUAAUAAUGAAAAGCAAUAAUUACAAGUAUGUAAUAUUACACAAAGGCCAUAAUUAGUCUCUUCCAGUGUUUAGGAUGCACUAGAGAAUCACAAAGUCAUUUGGAGUGUGUUUGGACCAUUAGUCUGUACUGUAGUACCCUUUCCGCAAACAAGUACCUGAAUUGCUACUAUUUAACAAUUUUAUGAGCCCAUACUACUGCAUUUCGGGGUGGGGGGAAGUGACAAAUGUGUUUGGAAAUGGAAGCAGUUCUUUUUAAGCACUGUAUCAGAAAGAUUGUCUUGUAAAUUUACCUGUUGCAAACAGGCUGGUUUGUAAAAGAUGUAUGUUUUGGUGUUUAAAAUGUUUAUAAAAUUGUAUAUAAUGGUUUCGAUUUUCCAAGCUUUUGUAGAUAACUGCAUUUGAUGCCUAUCCGGAUGCUUUAAUUUGGGGAGGGGAGGUUCAAAAAGAAUUUUAAGUCAUCCAAGCGUUUGGUCUGCAAACUUUGAGGUGUACACACACACACACACACAGACACACACACACACACGGAUUUUAAAUUUGCAAACAAUGUUUUGUAAUCAUUUCCAAUUGUCUUAUAAACUUCUUUUGGAUUCUUUUGGAUAAAACAACCUGCUAGUUGUUUUCAUUUAACUUUUGUUUUCAAAAAAAAAAAAAUGAUUUUUACUGACUUCUUUUUUUUUAAUGAACAUGUUCUGCCCGGUUAUUAUGUAGCUGAUUUUUAUACCAUUUCAGAUUCACAAUGAGGUAUUGCCAUUUCUUCAUACACAUCUGAGUCCUCACCUGAACUUUCACUCAACCCAACCUUAUGCAAAGGGGAAAGCUAACACUUAGAGUGGCUCUUGUCCCUGGUGGAAAUGCAUUGUUCCUGCAUAUAUUGCUGUUGGCAGUAUUCGGUCUCGUGUUCCUUUUCUUAAAAAAACAAAACAAAAAAAACACCAAAAAUAAGAACCCAAUAUUGUACAGGUUUCUAACUGCCAAAAUUUGAUGGUUGAACCAAGUUUUCAAGUA